This is a messenger RNA of Symbiodinium sp. CCMP2456, 3258 nucleotides long. NCBI's taxonomy places the organism in Eukaryota, Dinophyceae, Suessiales, Symbiodiniaceae. The record is from the annotation of a GenBank genome assembly.
AUGGCGGUGACCUUCGUGAGUUUGCUCCUCCUUUUCCUGGUCGAGGGGCUGGGGCUGAAAUUUUCUGACAAGCAGGACUUCGACUACGACCAUUUGCAAAAGAGCAUUGUGCGUAUCGAAACGGUCGGAGCGAGCUUCGACUGGUUUCGGCCCUUCAACCCAAGAGACGGCCUCGUAAGCCUUGGAAGCGGUUUCAUCGUCCAAACGGAACCGUACAUCUUGAUCGCUACGAACCAGCACGUCAUUAAUGAUGCUUUGCGAGUGCAGAUUCAGCUGCUACUUCACAGUCAGGCGAAGUGGGACGUCAACAUCGUGUCUGCAUGUCCCAAGUUUGAUCUCGCUCUGCUCACCCUCAAGUCCGACAAGGAGUUCAAAGCCGACCUGGCCAAGGCAGGAAUCCAACUGGAGGCGUUGACCUUGUCAAAGAAGGUCGCUGAAAUGGGUCAGGAUGUGGUGGCCUUGGGCUUCCCCCUUGGCCAGAACUCCCUGAAGAUUUCGAAAGGCAACGUCGCUGGAAAUGAGUUCGUCAACAGCAACCUUUGCAUCCAGUCCACUGCUCCAAUUUCGCCAGGAAACAGCGGCGGCCCUCUCUUGGAUGAUGCUGGUUCAGAGGUUCUUGGUGUGAACUUCGCAGGUGCUACUCGAGGUGAGAACAUCAAUUAUGUGAUCCCUGCCUUCCGGGUUCAGGCGCUCGUCAACCUGCACCUGAAGGAGCAGCUAGGAGCUCCGUGGCGUCGCUUGGGCUUUCGAACACCUGGGCACGGCCUCACCACGGUGCAUCCGAACCAGGCCCUGUACAAUUUUACCGCGGGCUGCAAGGAGGGCGUGUACAUCGGCCGUGUUCGGCAGGAUGGCUUCAUGAGCAAGGCAAAGCCGGAAAUCCGGCCUGGCAGCAUGCUGGUGGCAGUCAACGGAAAGGCCUUGGAUGGGUUUGGCAAAGCCGACAUCAAGGAGCUCAUGUUGGGCAAGGCUGCCUUAGACGACCUCUUCUUCAUCCAGCCAGACUUGGAAGCGGAGGUGUCUUUCGAGACUUGCUUCAAGGGCACAAAGCGUCUUCACAAGGUGAGCACCAUCAGGACACCUGAUUUCGACAAGGGCAUCAGGUACGUCGACGAGCCAGUGACCGAGGGGCUGACGCAGCAGUAUGAAAUCUUUGGAGACAUCGGCGUCAUGUCAAUGACCCAGAACCAUGUCGGGGAGGCCUUGGCCAGGACUGGCUCUCCACGCAUUUCUCGCUGGCUUCUGCCAGACAAAGCCUCCGAGCCAAGGCUCAUGGUCAUCUAUGUGCGGCCUGGAAGCUAUGCAAGCGAAGUCAUUGGAGAAGGCUCUGCCGUGGAGAAGGUGAACGGCAAAGUUGUCCGAACGCUGGAGGACUUCCGAAAAGCCAUUGUGCCGGACGCAGAGGAUGAUAUCUGGACGCUCGAAACCGACUUGGGGCUGCUCUUGGCCACGCCUUUCAAGGCAACCCUGUCUGCUCAGCUUGUGAGUGGUGCCGCAGAGCCUUACCUCCUCACACCGGGCAUCAAGCAGGCAGCUCUGAAGAUUGGCCAUUCGGAGCAUUCGGACAAGUCUGCCAAUACGACACAGGGCCGCACUCGAACGACCACCAGCACUCCGAAGGCAAUCACACCGAAGGAAGAGGAGCAGGAUGCCGACGACGGCUUUUCAUGGUUCGACUGGCUCAGCCUGCUGAAGGAGUCGCGCGCAAACGCGACCGGCAUUUCCUCCGAGUUUCUGCGGCGCACGGCUCUGCUCCAAAGUCCGGCCGUCAAAGCCGCAGGACCUCUGGAGGUCAAGAACUUCAAGUCCGGCCGUGGCUGGGAGACAGGAGAUGCACCUGGCUGCUGUCUCGGACACAGGCCGAAACCACCGCUGAAAGCAGCAGACAUGCACGAUCGCAACAUCGAGGCAAAUCUGUCGAGCCAGCUUUUCCCAGACGGCCAGUGCAUCUGCCCUGCUCCUGUGGCCAGCGAGCAGUUCAGCAUGAUGUGCGAAAAGGGCACGAAUGCGGCAAUGCUCGAUCGCGAUUCGUCUAAUGAGGUGCGGAUUGAGAGACUCAAGGACCAGGUGGCUGGCCUGUACAAAGAGGUGCAGAUCGUCCGAGCAUCCAAUGAGUCGUUGAAGGUCGAGAACGCGCAGGCUUUUGAGCGAGCAGCACACGCCGAAGAGGAGGCUCAUCAGGCAAAAGUGCGAGCGACGCUCGUGGAAACUGGUGUCCUGCCGGAGAAGCAAAUGCAGGCAACGGCAUCCACUGCCUUCGUCGAGUCCCAGGAUCAUGGGCUGCGAUCUGCACAGCUGAUAUCGGGGAUCUAUGGGGGGGGGGAGAAGCUCUUGGAUUUCACCAUGCUGCAGCUCACGAACUCGAAGACGCUACGAGGUCACUAUGAGAGAGCAGCGACAACAACAAAGAUGAAGGUCAAAGGAGCCCAAUAUCAGGAUGUGAAGGAUGCCUUGCAGGAAAAGCUGGGAGUCCCAGUGCAAGAGCAGCGGCUUCUGUUGGGCAGCGAGGAGCCCGAUGCAAGCUUCCUUCUCUCCGCUGGUGGCCUGGAUGUUUCGUUGCUUCGCUGCCCGAAGCUGUCUUCUGAGAGCUGGGCACAGUGGGCCGAAACUCUCCAAGAGGACGGAAUGGAGCUACUUUUUGCUCCAGAGGAGGUCCAAGCUGAUCGUGAGCUGGUCACUCUGGCCGUCCAGCAUUGUGGCGAUGCUCUGGCGCUGGCUGCAGAGGAGCUUCGUAGCGACCGCGAUGUAGCCAUGGCUGCAGUAUCACAAGCUGGACUGGCCCUCUCCUUUGUAUCCGCAGCCUUGAAGGCUGACAAGGAUCUGGUGCUGCGUGCGGUUCGGCAGAACGGCUUGGCCCUGCGUCAUGCGUCAGCAGCCUUGCAGAGGGAUCCCGAUGUGGCCUUGGCAGCAGUGGAGCAGAAUGGCAAAGACCGUCAGCUGGUCCUCACAGCAGUGAAGUCGAACGGCAAUGCCAUACAAUGGGCAGAUGCCCGUUUCAGGUCCGAUCGGGAGGUGAUGAUGGCUGCUGUGCGUUAUCAUGGCACCUUAUUGCGGUGCGCUUCGGAGGACCUCCGGAAUGAUCGGCAAGUCGUCUACCAGGCCAUCCUUGGACACGGAUAUGCUUUGUCCUACGCCUCCGAGUCGCUUCGAUCAGACCCGGAGUUAAUCUCGCUGGCCUCUCGCCCGCAUUCCCACAUUCCGAUCCGACUGGAAGCUGGGAAAAUUGUGUACAUUGAGGAUGGCGACGAACGCAGCUGA